Phytophthora nicotianae INRA-310 is the source of this 1292-nucleotide messenger RNA. RefSeq lists its product as hypothetical. The transcript has a single exon. The record is from RefSeq and is a predicted model, not a curated record. NCBI's taxonomy places the organism in Eukaryota, Oomycota, Peronosporomycetes, Peronosporales, Peronosporaceae. Bases 76 to 1143 code for a protein of 355 amino acids. Gene Ontology annotation, biological process: polyketide metabolic process.
CUACCCUCGUCAAGGACCUUACCAUUUUGCAAUUGCCCCAGAGGAAGAAAACCCAUAGUGUUCCUUACUCAUACGAUGCGCGCCUCAUCGCCGCUGUACCCGCUCGACGCUACCGCUUCUUCCUCUGCUCCCUCCUGUACAUCCACCAAGGCCCCCACAACCUCCACCUUCUUGCCGUCCAUGCGUCGCACUCCGAGCUGCGAGUGGCGCGAGUGGGAGGUGACACUCGACAGCUUCAGCGCCGUCUCAGGCGAUCUCAUGGGCGUGGACGCUGCCAUGGACGUGGAUCUGGACCAGUUCCUAUUGGACGAUUUCCUCGAACCUUUCGCGGGUCCCAAUGCCACGCCGGACUCGCCCAUCUUUGCGGCCGACCACGAUUUUCUCAAUGAGCAGGAGCAAGACCUUCACAUGUUACAGGCUGCGGGCUUCGACGCUAAUUGCGGUAGCGGUAGCAAUGGCGCCGAGCUGCAGAGUCUGAUGGAGUGUAAACUGGAGCCGCAGCCACCGCCUACGACUACAGACUCGACCCAUCGCCAUCGUAAACGGAAGACGGCGGAGCUCCACAGACUUCGAGCGGAGAAGAAGGUGAAGCGACAGGAAGCACUCAACGCUGUUAUCAAGAGUGACGAACAGGCAGAGAAGGUGUACAGACGGAGGUAUGAUAUUCUCCAUGGGAUCCUGGAGGCAUGGAACACUGGAGUCAUCGAGGACUUGGAGGAGAUUGCAGACAACGUGUACGACGACGACGUGACACUCUUCAGUCCCAAUUACUCGGAAGGUUUACACGGUGUAGAAGCUGUGAUGUCACACUGGAACUUACUACUGGACGCAUUCCCCGAUGGAAUUAUGGAGGAAUAUAUUAUCCAACGUGAUGAAGGCAAUAGCGAGAAGAUGAAGGCCACUUGGACUUUCAGCGGCACUCAGAUCUACCCGAUCUUUGGCGUUCAGCCGCUCCACAGGAAGGUCUGCAUCAGUGGCAAGUCGUGCUUCACCUUCAAGGGCGACCGGAUCCAGCAAAUGGAAUUGUCAUGGAACAAUCGGGAGACGCUGCUCAAGCUCAUGGGUAUGCAGCCAGACAGUGUCGUACUGAGUGCAUCUACAGCCUCUGGGCCAAUGAUACUACCUGGUGUCGUACGAUCAUGAUGGAAUAGGCUCCAGCUAUCGACACUCGCUCGUGACCUCGAAAGAAAGCAGCCGAGUAGUCAGACAACUAACCAAUAAUUAUCUAUCGCCUUUAUGGUGGGCAUUGCACCGGCAAAUUAACUGAAAGCUUCAUAUUUUAGCUUGCUGGA